This is a messenger RNA of Penicillium mononematosum, 1322 nucleotides long. Its product is annotated as caspase family protein. NCBI's taxonomy places the organism in Eukaryota, Fungi, Ascomycota, Eurotiomycetes, Eurotiales, Aspergillaceae. Gene Ontology annotation, molecular function: cysteine-type endopeptidase activity. Gene Ontology annotation, biological process: proteolysis. The transcript is spliced from 6 exons. The record is from RefSeq and is a predicted model, not a curated record. Bases 1 to 1299 code for a protein of 432 amino acids.
AUGUCUUACUAUCCACCCUACUCAGGCGCCCCGGGGUACCCCCCGCAGCAGCCGUCAUAUCCCCCGCAACACCAGUACCCACAAAUGAAUCAUCACCAGCAGCCAUCUUAUGGCGGCUAUCCCGGCCAGUCCUACCACCAGCAGCCGCACCAUCAGCCGCCGCCGCAAUCCAACCCGUACGGUUACAGCCAUUCGUCCCAGCCAUCUCACCAGUCUUACGGCGCACAUCCUCCCCAGCAAGGUUACAAUGCUCCGCCAUCUGGGUACAACCAGCACCCGCCCUCUCAACCAAUGCAAGGAAGACCAGCCUACGGCCAAAGCGGCGGACCGGCUCCCCCUCCCAGCAACCCCGUCGCCUUCGGUCACGGCGCUCCCCAAGGCUAUAGCUUCCAAUACUCCCGCUGUACAGGCAAGAGAAAGGCCUUGUUGAUUGGUAUCAAUUACUUCGGCCAGAAAGGUCAGCUGCGCGGAUGUAUCAACGAUGUCAAGAACAUGUCGACCUACUUGAACCAGAACUUCGGCUAUGCUCGCGAGGACAUGGUGCUCUUGACUGAUGACCAGCAAAACCCAAUGAGCCAGCCGACCAAGGCAAACAUUCUUCGGGCUAUGCACUGGCUCGUCAAGGAUGCGCGUCCCAAUGACUCGUUGUUCUUCCACUACUCUGGCCACGGCGGUCAGACACCCGACUUGGACGGCGACGAAGAUGAUGGGUAUGAUGAGGUUAUCUACCCGGUGGACUUCCGGGUUGCAGGCCACAUCGUUGACGAUGAGAUGCACCGUAUCAUGGUGCGGACUCUACAACCGGGAGUCCGGCUGACAGCGAUCUUCGACUCCUGCCACUCUGGCUCUGCUCUGGAUCUUCCCUACAUCUACUCCACCUCCGGUGUGCUCAAGGAGCCCAACCUGGCCAAGGAGGCUGGCCAAGGCCUGCUUGGUGUGGUGUCGGCAUACGCGCGUGGUGACAUGGGCAGCAUGAUGUCCACCGCCAUGGGCUUCAUAAAGAAGGCCACCAAGGGCGACGAAGUGUAUGAACGCAACAAGCAAACUAAGACUAGUCCCGCAGAUGUCAUCAUGUGGUCUGGCAGCAAGGACGACCAGACCAGUCAGGAUGCCCAGAUUGCCGGCCAGGCCACUGGUGCCAUGUCCUGGGCUUUCAUUGCCGCGCUUCGGAAGAACCCUCAGCAGAGUUAUGUCCAGCUUUUGAACAGCAUUCGUGACGAGCUUUCGACCAAGUAUUCCCAGAAGCCACAGCUGAGCUGCAGCCACCCCUUAGAUACCGACAUCCUUUAUGUGAUGUAAUUGCACUUAGAAAUGAAGACAAG